GUGCCACAUCGCGGAAUGCGGCUGGUGCAGAGGACUGCACGAGUGUUUUGAAAUCACACGUGUGUUGGGGUACUUUUAAAAAUAUUUAUGUUUGUGUUCAAAUCUAGUCUCGUGCAAAAGAGGGGAGGGUCUUUCGAAACCUCGCCUUGGUCCAGAAUCACCUAAAAUAGUUCGUUACGUGUUCUGAGGCUAAGUUCUUCAAAUUCCAUGGGGACCUUAACCUUCCCAUGUGUGAACAGGCAACUCCAAAUUUGAAGAAGUAAUAGUUAUCCCGCGUACCUGUGCCAAAGGAAAAAGAGGAAAACUACACACUGCCAUGGAUAUUUUCAAACGAAGACAAGAUUCGUCAAGCGAUGACUCUGACGACGAGAUCCCACCAACACCCGCUGCAAAGUCCACUCCUCUGGUCCCUUCAAACCGUCUGAGGAAACAGUCGUCUUCCUCUGACAGCUCUUCAAACGGAGGCCAAAUUCAGACGCCUAGAUUCCCUGUUCAAAUUCGAAGAACAGCGGAAAGUGACAGCUCCUCAGAUGAAGACAAUGACCAUCGGAACCUUCCACGCCAUCCUCAAAUAAACAUGAAACAAGAACCUAGUGAUUCCAGCAGCCAAGAAGAGGAUAGCCAUCAUAGAACUGUUUCCCAGGGUCAAAUUGCUAAUCGGUUGAAUUCUAGUCGACAAGCUCAUACUAUGUCUAGUUCUGAUGAAUCCGAUGCCAACACAACUGCAGUUAAUAAGCAACCUGUUAGGACUAAUGAAAGUAGCAGUGAAAGUGAUGAUGAACCAACACGCCCCUCAGUCCCAGCUGUUGUUCUUAAAUCAGAGAGGCCCAGCCCUCCUAUUAGUAGUGAAGACAGUAGUGAUGAUGAUGGUGCUAUUGUUCAAAAAUCUGUCCCUGUACCAACCAAUCAUGCAGACAGCAGCAGUAGUGAAGAAGAGUCAGCUGCUCCACAACAGUCCACAAGGAGAGCAGAAACUUCAAGUGAUGAAAGUGACACUGAAGACAGGAAAGUUGCUGUGAGAGCACCAGCUAAUGAUUCAUCUGAUGAAGAAAGUGAAGACAAUAUAAGAAACCCUAAUAUUCCUCUUCAAGCACAAAAUUCUUCUAGUGAAGAGAGUGACGAAGAACAAGAGCAGAAACCUGUGGUCAACAGAGGAAGUAGGGAUGAUAGUGAUAGUGAUUCUGACACUGGUUUUGUUAAUCAAAAUCAAACUUUAAAUGCUACAAAUUCUAAAGAUAUAUCUUCUAGUGAUGAAGACGAUGAACCCACCUCAAAACCUCUAUCUGCCCCUCAAAAACAAAAUAUCAACAAUGAUUCAAGUGAGGAGGAAACAAGUGAGGAUGAGGAGCAAGAUGUUAAACCUUCCUUGUCCACUGUGCAAAAAUCUCACCAAUCUCAUCAAAAUGAUUCAAGUGAAGACGAAUCAAGCGACCCUGAAGAAGAGCAAACCAUUCAACCCAAUACCCCUACAGUACAAAGUUCCCAACUGAUCUCUCAAGAUUCUAGUGAAAAAGGAUCUAGUUCUGAUAAUGAAGAUGACCAAGUUUUUACUUCUACUCAGAGAACUACAGAAGACAAUAAUACAAUGGGAGAUCUUGGUCAGUGGAAACCUCUGGCUCCUAUUUUCUUACCUGGCACCCCCAUAGCCAGAGCAGCUGAGAAAAGUCGACCUUCAAGCGGAAAACUUGGAACAUCUUUGCUUAAAGAAACUUUCCAAGGGACGGAUCGGAUGUAUGUACAAGAUGCCCCUCUCACCACAGAGGAUUUAGGAAGCGAUGAUGAGGUUUGGUUACUUCAGUGUCCAAAAUCGAUGGAUGUUAAAGCUCUAAAGAAGCAGCACAUUAAUCUGGCAGCUGAUACUGAAAUCCAAUUAGAAGAUGGCCCUACGUUUAGGAGAUUUUCAAUUUGUCCUGAGCAGAAUAAGAAGAGUACAAUUAACUGCGUACUUCCUAUCCGUGAAGGAAACAAGUUUCAGAUUUCUUUAAUUCCUGUGAAAGGAAAGGUGGUUAUUCAAGACCACAUCCAUGUACCUAAGUUACGCAUGCCUGAAGCUAUUGCAAAAGCUCCAGUCCCCUUCCCAACUGGACUGAAAGUGCGCCAUCCUCUUCUUGGUAUUGGUUUUGAAGAACAUAUUGCAAAAGCAAAGAGGGCUCUGAAAGAAAAUGAGCGUAAUAAUAAGAAACAAAAGAAGAUUAGUCGUAAAGAGGAGAAGAGAAGAAUUAGUUCAGGAAAUGGCUAUAGUGAAGAGAGCAUGCUAAGUCACUCCAAUCAAAAUAUAUCUACUCAUUCACAGGCAAGAGAUAAGAAAAAGCGUAAGGAUACAAGCCUACAGAAUACCAAUGAUGAUGGAAGUGCUAAAAAGAAAAAGAAGAAUACUUCAUAUUCAAGUGAUACUGCCUAUAGCUCUGAAGCAAAAUCCAUUGAUGACAGUUUUCUACAUGAAAACAAGAAGAAGAAACAUAAAAAGUCUAGAAAAGAUGAGCUAAAUGGAGAAAGUCUCAGUGGAGAACUAAAGCAAGAAAUCACAAGACCAACUUGGCAUAUUCCCCAAGCUGAAACACCAGUCAGUGCAUCAAACAAUGGCUCUUCAUUUGAAGGAAAAAAGAAAAAGAAGUCAAAGAAAGAUUUACUGUCACCGUCACAAGUUAAACAAGAAAGGGACGCAUCAGAAUAUAUGAAUGGCAUAUCAGACACCUUCACUCAUGAAACUUCAUUUUCCAAGAAGAGGAAAAGGAAAGAAGCUGGAGAACCUGAUAUGUCUGAUAUACCAAUAAAGAAAAAGAAGCACAGUAUAUAAUAUUUACAUGGGGUCAUGGGAGCUUUUAAUUUACAUUUGAAAAUGUAAGCUGAGAUUUAUGAAUUGUGUUUUGGACCUUGCCACACGAGCCCUGUCAAAUACCUGGAAACUAAACUAUUCUGCCAGGGAUUUGAAACUAGAGCUUGCAGGUCUUUUGUUGUCAUUGAAAUCUAUUGUGCCUUUCAGAUGACUUUUUAAUGUGAUUCACUUGUAAACAUAUUUUUGAUAUGAUGUGUUGUUCAGUUGCAUUAAAUGCAAUGUGUUGAUUA
Messenger RNA from Frankliniella occidentalis (western flower thrips), 3066 nucleotides. Its product is annotated as nucleolar protein dao-5. The transcript has 5 exons. NCBI's taxonomy places the organism in Eukaryota, Metazoa, Arthropoda, Insecta, Thysanoptera, Thripidae. The record is from RefSeq and is a predicted model, not a curated record. Bases 317 to 2797 code for a protein of 826 amino acids.